UCCCCGCCUCCCCUAGGAUGGAUGGAUGCGGCUGGAAGGAAAUGGAGGUGGCUCUGGUCAAUUUCGAUAACUCGGACGAGAUCCAGGAACAGCCCGGCUACGACCCAGACCUGAACCCCACCAGCGCCCCCAAAGGCCGGCCUGGGGCCAGCCCCUUCUCCAGCUGGAAGCUGCUCCUCGGCGACAGCGGCAGCCACGAGACGGCCUUCUGCCGGCUCCCCGGAGACUACCCGGACCCCCCGGGGCCGGAGCCCGCGGCCCUGAACGAAGGGAACCAGCGGGUGAUCAUCAACAUCGCGGGGCUGCGGUUCGAGACCCAGCUCCGCACCCUCACGCAGUUCCCGGAGACCCUCCUGGGCGACCGGGAGAAGCGGAUGCGCUUCUUCGACUCCAUGAGGAACGAGUAUUUCUUCGACAGGAACCGGCCCAGCUUCGAUGGGAUCCUGUACUAUUACCAGUCCGGCGGGAAGGUGCGGCGCCCGGCCAACGUCCCCGUCGACGUCUUCGCCGAUGAGAUCGCCUUCUACGAGCUGGGCAGCGAGGCCAUGGACGAGUUCCGGGCGGACGAGGGCUACAUCAAAGACCCCGAGACGCUGCUCCCCAGCAACGACUUCCACCGGCAGUUCUGGCUCCUGUUCGAGUACCCCGAGAGCUCCAUGGCCGCCCGGGGCGUGGCCACCGUGUCCGUGCUGGUGGUCAUCCUGUCCAUCACCAUCUUCUGCAUGGAGACGCUCCCCGAGUUCCGAGAGGACCGCGAGCUGAAGCUGGUGAGGGACCCCGGCCUCAACGUCAGCAGGCUGGUGCUCUCCCCGUCCAUGUUCACCGACCCCUUCUUCAUGGUGGAGUCCACCUGCAUCGUGUGGUUCACCUUCGAGCUGGUGCUCCGGUUCGUGGUCUGCCCCAGCAAGGCCGGCUUCUUCCGCAACAUCAUGAACAUCAUCGACAUCAUCUCCAUCAUCCCCUACUUCGCCACCGUCAUCACCGAGCUGGUCCAGGAGACGGAGCCCAGCGCCGAGCAGAACAUGUCCCUGGCCAUCCUGCGCGUCAUCCGGCUGGUGCGGGUCUUCCGCAUCUUCAAGCUCUCCCGCCACUCCAAGGGGCUGCAGCCUCCCCGCCACUCCAAGGGGCUGCAGAUCCUGGGCCAGACGCUGAAGGCGUCCAUGCAGGAGCUGGGGCUGCUCAUCUUCUUCCUCUUCAUCGGCGUCAUCCUCUUCUCCAGCGCCGUCUACUUCGCCGAGGUGGACGAGCCGGAGUCCCAUUUCUCCAGCAUCCCCGACGGCUUCUGGUGGGCCGUGGUCACCAUGACGACCGUGGGCUACGGCGACAUGUGCCCGACCACCGCCGGGGGCAAGAUCGUGGGCAUCCUGUGCGCCAUCGCCGGCGUUCUGACCAUCGCGCUCCCGGUGCCCGUCAUCGUCUCCAACUUCAACUACUUCUACCACCGGGAGACGCAGAAGGAGGAGAGGCAGAAGAACAUGCCCAAGGAGAUCAACAAGAUCGCCCCCAGCGUGGACUCGAGGAUGGGCAGUGCAGACUCGCUCAGCAAGACCAACGGCGGCUGCUCCGCAGAGCAGUCCCUGGAGUGAGCUGCGCCUGGCUUCCUGGCUGCGGGUCCCUCUGUCUCUGCGUCUCUGUGUCUCUCUCUCCCUUCCCCUGCCUCUUCCGCUCUGUUUUCCCAAAGAGAAAACGUCCCUUCGCGGCCAGCAGGCCACCUUUGGC
Molecule: messenger RNA, 1719 nt
Organism: Myotis davidii
Lineage: Eukaryota; Metazoa; Chordata; Mammalia; Chiroptera; Vespertilionidae
Gene: KCNA10
Product: potassium voltage-gated channel subfamily A member 10
Biological process (GO): protein homooligomerization; potassium ion transmembrane transport
Cellular component (GO): membrane; voltage-gated potassium channel complex
Molecular function (GO): protein binding; delayed rectifier potassium channel activity
Source: RefSeq, a predicted model, not a curated record